AACGGGCGCUCCCGUGGCAGUCCCGAGAUCUCCUGCGCGCUCCCCGACACGAGCCACCUUAGCCAUGGUGACCUGACGAGGUAAGAAGGUCUCUCGGUGGUUUGGAGGACCAGUACCAGCAUGGGGGGUUGGCCUGCUUACACCAUACCUCAUCUUCUGCCAGUACCGCUUUUAGUUUUUAUCACAUUCAGCCAAAUGACACUUCAAGGUAUAGAAGGAGUCUUUCCUGAUAUUCCUUUCAAUCUUCAGAUACCUUCCCGAGGUUAUUCCUUAGAUCAGCAGGUGUAGGUACCCACCAGGAGUCACUUGGUUAGUGUGAAUUCCUUUCACAACUGCUCACGCCCCUACAAAACAAGCAAAUUACCACUGUGCUGAUAAGGGUGCAGAUACGCUGCAUUUUUUUUGGUGGUAAAGGUGGGAACUUGGGAGGAUCAAACUGUUAGAGCUGUAUCAUCCCGCAUUGUCAAAACAGACCUGCACAGGUAUUACUUGAUGGCUUAGAUUGAUAAAUAAGGAAGGAUGGUAAGAGAAAAGAGCGGAACAGCAGGGUAUAUACUCUGUGCAGGUCACUUUUCUCUGCUUGUUCAAGUACCUUAAAGGCUCGUUAGUUACGAACAAGUAGGCUCAUGAAAAUGUGGCUGAGUUUGGCUUGCGCCGCUCAGAACGCAGACACACACGAUGUCACUGAAAAUUUUCAGCUUUUUAAAUUUAGAUUGCUCAAGCAUUUGAAUUUUCAGUGUGGAAGUUUGUCAAAUUAAGUGUUCAGUGGGACACUUGUGUGAAGAGGAAACAGCAGUUCUUGUGUCCUGUGUGUUGAGAAAAACUUGAGUAGAGCACACCGUAGGCCGCUGGCAGUGAUGUCUCAUGCAGCACAGAUGAGUUAAUUUUGUAACCUGUCCCAAGAACUGGGAAUGUGGGAGCUUCUUUCAGUUUGUAUUCUUUCUCUUUGAAAUAAAUGAAACCCAGUGGUGCUUAUCCCUCCAAAGUUUGUUAUUUUGUUUUGUUUUCCUCCCCACGUCUGCCAGAAGAAAAUUGUCUGCUUUUUGGACGGUUACUACUAGUAGUGUAUUUCUGUGCUUUCAACUCUGACAUCCUUUUUCUAUUUGUUCAUCUUUGCCGUGCUAUGAACAGCAAGGUGGGAGAAGUACUUCUGUAUUACUGUUACUGUGAGGUGAAGGAUCCAGAGAAACUCUGUGCUUGGCAAAAGGCUCUAUGCCAGCACCUGCAUCUCACUGGCAAGGUACGAGUUGCUUCAGAAGGGAUUAAUGGCACAGUUGGCGGAAGCAAAGUAGCUACCAAUCUCUACAUUGAAGUUAUGCUUUCCCAGCCUCUGUUCAAAGGCAUUUUAUGUCAAGAGGAUUUCAAGAGCAGUGCAGGAGGAGCUCACUGUUUCCCAGAUCUUCGAGUUGGAGUAUUCAAAGAAAUUGUACCUAUGGGCAUUGAUCCAAAGACAGUGUCUUAUAAAGAAACUGGAAUCCAUUUAUCACCUCAGGAAUUUCACAGAGAAGUAGAACAGUAUUUGUCUCAGGCCAGUCAAGGACAAAGUGAUACCAUCUUGCUGGACUGUAGGAACUUCUAUGAAAGUAAAAUUGGACAUUUCCAGGGCUGUCUGGCUCCGGAUAUCAGGAAAUUCAGCUAUUUUCCUAGCUACGUAGAUGAAAACCUGGAGCUUUUUAAAGACAAGCGUGUCCUGAUGUACUGCACAGGCGGGAUUCGUUGUGAAAGAGGCUCUGCUUACCUACGGAGCAAGGCAGUGUGCAGAGAGGUUUACCAGCUAAAAGGUGGAAUUCACAAGUACCUGGAAGAGUUUCCAGAUGGAUUCUACAGGGGGAAGCUGUUCGUAUUUGAUGAUCGUUACGCCAUUUGUUCCAAUGAAGAUAUCGUCUCAGCAUGCAGAUAUUGUGGGACGCUGUGGGACCAGUAUAAACUUUGUUCCAGCCAACACUGCCGGCAGCUUGUCCUGACAUGUCCAAGUUGUCGCAACAAAGGUCUUACAGCUUGCUGUCCUGUUUGUCAAGAGAAAGAGCUCAAGAUGACUUCAAGGGCUUCAGGACAGACACUUAAGGAGGAAUGUGAAUGUACAAGGAGACGGCCAAGGGUACCUAUUGAACAUGUCUCGCAAAGGAUGCUGGAUGCAGGAAAAGAUUAAGUGGUUUCGUAAGCUGAUGUGAUGUGUGCUAAUGCGAAGGGCUUCUAUAACCAGAUCCCUCUCUGUUAUUCACUUAGGUUUGGAAAUCAUGAAAAUAUGUUGGCUUGGAAAGUCUUGUUCAUAUGCUGCCUUUAAGCUUAGAGUAUGCCCUGAAAACCAUCCAUUACUUGACCAUAAAUUACCAGAGUGCCCAACCCAUUCCUCUCCCUGGGUACAGUCGUGUAGCAUAGCCUCUGCCAUGGGGAUUUUGGAGCAGAGUUUGUGCAAUGGGACACAGCUGCUCACAAGUCAAAAGCAACAGAAGGGACAUAAGAACAAUUCCAUUCUUUUCCUCUUGCGUGGAGAUGGAUCUGUCCGACCUCUCCAUUGAUCAUGCAUUUGCUUCAAUAACUGGUGCUAGUGUGUUGAAACAGCAGAUGUUAUCAGUUGGGGGUGGGUACGUGACUGGAUUAGCGCUGAACAUACUUUCCACAUACA
Egretta garzetta (little egret) is the source of this 2626-nucleotide messenger RNA. RefSeq names its product thiosulfate sulfurtransferase like domain containing 2 (gene TSTD2). The transcript has 7 exons. The coding region runs from base 956 to 2149 and encodes 397 amino acids. NCBI's taxonomy places the organism in Eukaryota, Metazoa, Chordata, Aves, Pelecaniformes, Ardeidae. The record is from RefSeq and is a predicted model, not a curated record.